UACAACUCCAGCUCAGCUAAACUUAAAAAAUGGACAAGUAGCUUGAUGGAUCAGCUGUUUGGAGAUUUCCGCCUCCUCCCAUUCUCUGCAACACAAGAGAUUUUCGCCUCCUCCCAUUCUAUGCAACACAACAUUAUUAGCUCCUACAUCCUACCAUCUGCGUACUGCAUGUCCUACAACCUUGCCUCAUCUCUGCGACGGCUCAAACAACUGUCCUUCUCACUUCUUCAUCUGUGUAAGCUCACGACUAUUCUCCUCUAUUUUUCCUCCGCAAAUCUGUUUGUUUGUCUUUGUUGUUGCAACCAGCUAAUCUGUCUCGUGGUUUCCCUCUCCAACAGGCUUUUCAUCCGUUGCUAUAUUCACUGGUUGUCCCUACCUCCAGAAGCGCUUUCAUUGCUCGUCUCUCAUUGUUAGAUUUUGGCAUUGCCUACAGCUAGGCCUUUUUUUCCUUAUUGCCGUUGAAGUUGGUUAAUUUAUCUGGUGGUUUCCUACUACAACACGUUUCCCACCCAUGAUCUGAGCAUCCAAAAACCAAGCACAACUCCCCUCCUUAGGCAUAUACACCAAAAAACCACAAUCUGAUGACGGAAGUGGCGUUAGCUAGUGCUGGCUUAAGAUUAGCUGCAUCACCAGUCCUGAAGAAACUCCUUGCUAAUGCUUCAACAUUCCUUGGAGUGGACAUGGCGCGUGAGCUCCAUGAACUGGAGACCACUAUCUUGCCACAAUUCGAGCUGGUGAUUGAAGCAGCAAACAAGGGAAACCAUAGGGCUAGGCUGGACAAAUGGCUUCAGGAACUCAAAGAAGCAUUCUACAUGGCCGAAGACUUGCUGGAUGGGCACGAGUACAACCUCCUCAAGCACAAAGCAAACGAGAAGGAUUCCUUGCCUGGCAAUGCCUCCUCCAUCAGCAGCACUUUUAUGAAGCCUUUACGUGCUGCAUCAAGCAGACUGUCCAAUCUGAGCUCUGAGAACAGAAAGCUAAUUAGCCAGCUGAAUGAACUGAAGGCUACACUAGCAAAAGCAAAGGAAUUCCGUGAACUGCUCUGCUUACCAGCUGGUUGUGAUCGAGAGAGCCCCACAAUACCAUCAGCUGUUGUUCCCGAGACGACAUCACUACCACCUCUGAAAGUGAUUGGUCGUGAUAAGGAUUGCAAUCAUAUAAUAGAUUGUCUUACCAAGACAACCGCUACUACAGAGUGCAGUACAGCUAUGUACUCAAGUUUGGCCAUUGUUGGAGCUGGAGGCAUGGGAAAGUCCACCUUGGCGCAGCUUGUUUACAAUUGCAAGAGGGUAAAAGAAUAUUUUGAUGUGACAAUGUGGGUAAGCAUCUCACGGAAACUUGAUGUCCGCCGUCAUACACGUGAGAUUAUAGAGUCUGCCUCUCAGGGGGAAUGUCCACACAUUGAUAACCUUGAUACUCUACAGCGCAAGUUGACAAACAUACUACAGGAAUCCGGGAAAUUCCUGCUUGUGUUGGAUGAUGUUUGGUUCGAACCUGGCAGUGAAAGGGAAUGGGACCAACUGUUGGCUCCUCUAGCUUCCCAAGAGAUGGGAAGCAAAGUUUUGGUAACUUCUCGACGGGAUAUAUUUCCAGCUGCUCUUUGCUGUGAGGAAGUGUUUCCUCUGCAAAACAUGGAAGAUGCUCACUUCUUGGCACUCUUCAAGCAACAUGCAUUAUCUGGACCAGAAAUUAGAAAUCCGCAGUUGCGUGAAAAGCUGGAUGAUUUUGCAAAGAAGAUCACUAAAAGGCUUGGACAAUCUCCUUUGGCAGCAAAAGUUGUGGGCUCUCAGUUAAAAGGGAAGACAGAUAUCACUGCAUGGAAGGAUGCUCUAACUAUUAAGGUUGACAAAUUAAGUGAGCCCAUGAGAGCUCUGUUGUGGAGUUAUGAGAAGUUAGAUCCAUGUCUGCAGAGGUGCUUCCUAUAUUGCAGCUUGUUUCCAAAAGGCUACAAAUAUGACAUUGAUGAUUUGGUUCAUUUCUGGAUGGCCGAGGGCCUUAUUGAUACGCGCAACCAAGCCAAAAGAGUGGAAGAUACCGGGAGUGAUUGCUUCAAGGAGAUGAUCUCUGCUUCAUUCUUUCAACCAGUUAAUGAGGAAAACACUUCCACGUACUAUGUAAUGCAUGAUCUCCUUCAUGAUCUGGCAGAAUUACUCUCCAAAGAAGACUAUUUCAGACUGGAAGAUGAUAAGGUGACAGAAAUACCAUCCACUGUUCGACAUUUAUCUGUCUGUGUUGAUAGUAUGAUGCAACACAAGCAAAGUAUCUGCAAGCUACAUCAUUUACGCACUAUUAUCUGCAUAGACUUCGUAACAGAUGAUGUAAGUGACCUUUUCAACCAGAUACUACAGAAUUUGAAGAAGUUGCGUGUACUUUGUUUGUUAUCAUAUAACAGUACUAAGCUGCCAGAAUCAGUUGGUGAGUUAAAGCACCUUCGGUAUUUGAACAUCAGCGAAACACCGGUUUCUGAAUUGCCAAGAUCACUUUGUAGUCUUUACCACUUGCAGUUACUUCUAUUAAAUGGAAAAGUUAGCAGUUUGCCUGAGAAACUCUGCAAUUUAACGAAGCUGCGACAUCUUCAAUGGUCGUACAACGAAGGAGUGCCUCAAAUUCCAAACAUUGGGAAGCUAACUUCGCUCCAACAAUUUGAGAUUUUUUCUGUGCAAAAGAAAAAGGGAUAUGAGUUGCAACAGUUGAGGGACAUGAACGAGAUUCAUGGCAGUUUAUGUGUGACAAAUCUUGAGAAUGUCACUGGGAAGGAUCAAGCCUUAGAAUCAAAGCUGCAUCAGAAAAGUCAUCUUGGCAGCUUACAACUUGUAUGGAGUUACAAGAAUAACACAAAUGCAGAGGAUAGUUUACAUCUGGAGGUUCUAGAAGGCAUGAUGCCACCACCUCAACUUGAGGAUCUUACAAUUAGCGGUUACAAAUCUUCAAAAUAUCCAGGAUGGUUACUUGAUGGUUCGUAUUUUGAAAAUUUGGGAUCAUUAAUCUUUGAAAAUUGCAGUGUAGUACAAAGCCUACCAUCCAGUACCGAGUUAUUUAGGAAUUGCUCUGUACUUUACCUCGAUAAUAUGCCAAACCUGAAGGCAUUACCUUGCCUUCCACUAGGACUUGAAGAGUUAGCAGUAUACAAUUGUCCACUGCUUCUAUUUAUGUCCAACGAUGAGCUGGAACAUCAUGAUCAGAGGGAGAAAACCAUUAGGACAGACUACUUGGCAUCACAACUUAGUUUAAUAUGGGAGGUGGAUUCAGGAUCAGAUAUUAGGAGUGUACUCUCGUCAGAACGUUCUUUUCUGAAGCAGCUGGUGAUAUUGAUGCAUACUGAUAUGUCACAUGUUCAAAACCUUGAAAGUUCUCUAGAAAGGGAUAAAGAUGAAGUACUGAUGAAAGAGGAUAUCAUAAAGGCAUGGAUAUUCCGCCAUGAGCAUAUGAUGAGACUCAUGUAUGGAAGGAGCAUUGGGAUGCCGCUGGUUCCACCAUCAGGACUUCGUGAACUUACUCUUUCUUCAUGCAGUAUUACAGAUGAAGCUUUAGCUGUUUGCCUUGAUGGCCUGGUUUCACUGCAAAUAUUGAUCCUUUCAAAGAUUAUGACUUUAACUACACUUCCUUCAAAAGAGAUCCUCCAACGUUUGACAAAACUUAACUUCUUGCAAGUCGGAUAUUGCUGGUGCCUCUGGUCAUUAGGGGGCUUACGAGUUGUUACCUCUGUUUCAGCUGUUGAAUUGUUUUCCUGCCCUUCUUUAGGGUUGGCACAUGGAGCUGAAUGUUUGCCAUUAUCCCUUGAAAGCCUCACCAUAAAGAAUUGCGUGCUUGCAGCUGACUUCCUCUGUACUGACUGGCCACAAAUGAAGAAUAUUCACAUAGCCAAUUGCAGAACCACUACAUGCUUUUCUGUUGGUAGUCUCACCUCUGUUAAAUCACUCUCACUGCUUCACUUGCCAGAUUUAUGUACGCUCGAAGGAUUGCCUUCCCUGCUGCAUCUUUCCAGCGUAUGUUUGAUUGAUGUUCCGAAACUCACCCCCGAGUGUGUCUCACAGUUUCGAGUCCAGCGCACACUUGAUGUUAGCAAUCCUGUAAUAAUCAACAACAUGCUCUCGGCUGAAGGUCUCACGGUUCCAGCACAUCUUUCUCUUAAAGGAUGCACCGAACCAUUCAUUUCAUUCGAAGAAUCAGCAAAUUUCACAUCUGUCAUGGGCCUGUGUUUCAUUGAUUGUCAAAUGAUUUCCCUGCCAACAAAUCUGAAAUGUUUCUCCAAUCUGAAGUCGCUCUGGAUCUUUAGCUGCCCGAACAUAUCAUCUUUACCAGAUCUGCCAUCCUCCCUCCAGGAGAUAUGUAUAUCGAGUUGUUCUGAGCUAUUGAAGGAGAGCUGUCGAGCACCUGACGGAGAAAGUUGGUCAAAGAUCGCGCAUAUCCGCCAGAGGCUAUUUAGUUGAAGUGCGGGUUAGAUUCCAACUUACAAAUAAACAGAAAGGCCCAAGAUGUGUGCCAUCCAGCAACCUGUUACCAGGUGGAGUGUCUGGCUCAUGCUACAGUUCAAGUGUGUCUCCUACUUCACUGGCCGGUGCUGAUCCCAUCGUCCAUUCUCCUGCUUGGCUGAUUGCCUGAGACAUCGCACUCACAGCUCGACCACCUUCUGCUUUCUGGUGUCAGUAUUAUCACCGACGGUGGAUUUUGUACUUGUGUUGCCAGUUAUCUUUUGCGUCAUGUUAUCAUUCGUUGACUGACCAAUUGCCAAAAGUAGUGUGUAAUUUGGAUCUUGUUA
This is a messenger RNA of Triticum dicoccoides, 4759 nucleotides long. RefSeq names its product putative disease resistance RPP13-like protein 1. The transcript is spliced from 2 exons. Gene Ontology annotation, molecular function: ADP binding. Lineage: Eukaryota; Viridiplantae; Streptophyta; Magnoliopsida; Poales; Poaceae. Bases 582 to 4430 code for a protein of 1282 amino acids. The record is from RefSeq and is a predicted model, not a curated record.